Molecule: messenger RNA, 1550 nt
Organism: Trematosphaeria pertusa
Lineage: Eukaryota; Fungi; Ascomycota; Dothideomycetes; Pleosporales; Trematosphaeriaceae
Product: inosine monophosphate dehydrogenase
Exons: 4
Coding region: 324-1397 (357 amino acids)
Molecular function (GO): nitronate monooxygenase activity
Source: RefSeq, a predicted model, not a curated record
CCGCAAUCUACCGACUACUCCCGUCAGAGCCACCUCCCAAUGAUGCUGUACAGCUCUUUUGCACGCCAUUCAGAUGCCUCGACUCGUGCUCGAUGGAGUCGACGGAGAUUAGUAUCCAUCCGCUCCUGAUCGGGUCCUACCUCGGCUCCUCGGCUUAGCCCAGGUCGCUCGCUCCUCCCCACGGCACCCCAGACAUCAUCAGCACCGCACAGUAACGCGCGUAAGAGACUCCAUAUAAUCGCCGUCAGUCUCCAAGCUCUUCGGAGUACCUGCAACCAUUUCCUCCUGCUCAUAGCCCCUCUGUCCUUAUUCACUCUUUCAGAAUGCCGUUCAACACAGAGCUGACCCGAGCGCUCGGCAUACGAGUACCCGUCGUGCAAGGUGGCAUGCAAUGGGUCGGCUACGCGGAGCUGGCCAGCGCCGUCAGUAACGCUGGAGGCCUCGGAAUAUUAACAGCGCUCACCCAACCGACGCCCGAAGACCUCCGCAAAGAGAUCCGCCGCUGCCGUUCGAUGACCAAGAACCCUUUUGGCGUGAACCUGACGCUCCUCCCCGCUCUCGUGCCGCCGGACUACGGCGCAUACGCACAGGUCAUCAUUGACGAGGGGAUAAGGAUCGUGGAGACGGCUGGAAACAGCCCGGGCCCCGUGAUCAAGCAGUUGAAGGCUGUUGGAAUCACGAUUCUGCAUAAAUGUACAACCAUCAGGCAUGCACAGUCCGCGGUGAAGCUUGGCGUAGAUUUCCUGUCCAUCGACGGCUUCGAAUGCGCGGGACACGUCGGCGAGCAUGAUAUCACCAACUUCAUAUUGUUGAGCAGGGCGCGGCAGUCACUAGGAGUGCCGUUCAUCGCCUCGGGAGGCUUUGCGGACGGUCAGGGUCUGGCUGCUGCGCUUGCGCUCGGCGCUUGCGGCAUCAACAUGGGCACGCGCUUCAUGUGCACCGUCGAGGCGCCCAUCCACCAGAACAUCAAGCAGGCCAUCGUAGACGCGCAAGAGACAGACACCGAGCUGGUCCUCCGGAGAUGGAAGAACACCUCGCGCUUGUUCGCCAACAAGGUGGCUAAGGCGGCCGUCAAAGUCGAGAAGGAAAGCACAACCGGCAAAUUCGAAGAGGUUGCUCAGUACGUCAGCGGCAAGCGAGGCCGGCAGGUGUUCCUCAACGGCGACAAGGACUUUGGUGUCUGGACCGCGGGUCAGGUCAUUGGCCUGAUUCAUGAUAUCCCAACGUGCGCUGAGCUCAUCGGGCGGAUUGAGCGCGAAGCCAUUGAGACGAUGAAGAAGUCGCAGAACCUCUUCGUUGCAGAGGGCGACAGGCCGGUUACCGCAUCGGGCACAGUAGGCAAGAACACGAACAACCCAGGCGCGGAGCUUUGGGGUGUUGGGAAGAGCAAACUAUAGAGUAUAGACGUGUAGACUUUCAUCCUGAGCCACUUCCUACCGCUGACUCACAAAAUCGCAUCCAUGGAACCACAUCGCGUAGCGCUUCUCCAAGCGACGUCAAGAUUCUCAUUAUCCUUGGUCCACUUCCUCAACUGUUGCAAUUUACGUCUA